GGCGCGGCGGAGCGGGGCGCGCGCGCGGCGGCGGGAGCAGGUACUGUUCCUGAAAAGAAGAGGAAACAUGGCUUAUACACUGAAUGAAGCUUAAAUUCCUGGACCAAAAACUGAGAGGUUUCUUCAUGAAGGAUGGCAACACCAUAUGUUCCUGUUCCUAUUCCUAUUGGAAGUUCAUCAUCCAGCUUUACAAACAGAAACCAAAGAAGUUCUUCUUUUGGGAGCAUCUCGACAAGUUCGAGCUCCUCAAAAGGACAGCUGGAGGACUGUACAAUUGGUAGUUUUAAAAAGAUGAGCGUGCCUGACCAGAUUGGUUCUACGUCGUCUGCGUGUAGCAGUCCACUUGUUAGGACUAAAUUUACAGGUCUGGAUCCAUCCAUAGAAUAUUGUACUCAGCCUGUAGAAGAAAUAGAGCAGAAUACAGAUUCCAGGAGCUGGGAAGAUCGACCGUCUACGCCUACUAUACUGGGCUAUGAGGUGAUGGAGGAAAGGGCAAAAUUCACUGUAUACAAAAUACUGGUAAAAAGAAGUCCAGAGGAAAAUUGGGUAGUUUUCAGACGAUACACUGACUUCUCCAGGCUUAAUGACAAGCUAAAAGAUAUGUUUCCGGGCUUUCGGUUGGCCCUUCCACCAAAGCGCUGGUUCAAGGAUAAUUAUAAUCCUGACUUCUUGGAAGAUCGACAGUUGGGACUGCAAGCAUUUCUCCAGAACCUAGUAGCUCAUAAAGAUAUUGCUAACUGCCUUGCAGUGAGAGAAUUUCUUUGUCUGGAUGAUCCUCCGGGUCCUUUUGACAGUCUAGAAGAGAGCAGGGCUUUCUGUGAAACUCUAGAGGAAACAAAUUACCGCCUACAAAAAGAACUGCUUGAAAAACAAAGGGAAGUUGAAUCGCUGAAGAAGUUGCUGAGUGAAAAGCAACUUCAUAUAGAUGCUGUUGAAAGAAGAAUUAGGGAUUUAUCUUUAGGAAAAAUGACUCGUCAAAUGUCAGGAGAAGAAAGUGAGUGCAGUGGUGAGGUGGAGUCUUCUGCAGUAGAAGCAGACCAGGGUACCCUGGGUGAGGACAGCUGCUCAGACAAAGAGAACCAUGAGCCAUGCUGGAGUGGCUCUUUGGCUGGAAAUCCUGUCCCAGAAAUUGAGGUUGCUGAAGUAGCAUAUACUCCAGAUGAAGAAUAGAUGAGCAGCAGCUGCUGUUACAGGUUCAUGUUUGGGAUGUAUCUGUGGGUAGCAGCUUAGAGUAGCUGUGAAGAAUUUACAGCAAAGAGCAAGAAUGCACAAUUGAAUGUUUACAUAAAUCCUUACAAAUUAUUAAUGUAAGAAAUAUACCCAGUGCUGCUUUGAUUUCAGUUUUUAUCUAGCCUUUAUAUAUUUAAUAAAUCGAAGUCUAAUAAGGGCUAAAAUCAGGUGAAGUUUAGGUAGUGUACAUACACAAUUUGGCUCACUUUCCUAGCGGAAUGACAAGUUCCACACUAAAUCACUGAACACAUCUAACUCCCAUGUCAUACGUUGCCACUGUUGUGACACGUUUGAUGUGUUCAUGUGUUUGGUAUUUGUGUUUUCAUAUUCUUAUAGCCAUAAAUUAAUGCUUGUUGAAGUAAAAACGGACUCAUCUCUGUGUAAGAAUGGAGAAUGUGUUGGUUUUAAAUUCUGAAGUUGAAGAAUGUUUCCCUGGAAAUUUUAAUGCAAUGCAAUAGGAAAACUUCCAGUACCGAGAGAGGAGUACUUACGAAAUGGGAUUAUAGUUGGACAUUUUAAAACUGGUCAUUUUUGCUGAAGGAACUAAUAUGAGACCCCCAAAACACUGUGUAUUUUCAUCCCAAAAUAGCAUGCUGUAAUACUUUUUGUUCAGUAAUGCUGCUUUGAAAAUCUGGGAUACCUUUGCUAUAUAGCCAUGUAACAAUAAAAUCGGUAAGUUUGCCUUUUACUCAGAACACUACCUCUUACCACAUUGCUUAUGCAUUUAUGUUUGUUUAAAAAUAUUCAAGAUUAUAUGGAGGUUAUUGAAAGACUUGUAAAGAAGCCAUAUUUUUUUCCUGCACAGUUCAUAACUAGAUUGAAUCUAGUUGCAACGUAUUUUUGUUUCAACAUAUUUUACACAUGGGGAUGUUGGUACCUAUGUUGUAUAGCCUAUUUUUCAAAAUGUAUUAAGACAGGAGAUGCACUUUAUAAUUAAGACUCCAUUGUGCCAAGUUCAGUUGGCUAAUUGGUUGAGAAAGGGGAGUUGCAGGGAGAGGAUUAUGUAGUGCCUUUUUGUAUUUUACUUGUUCAUUACUGCAGAAUUUUGUUACAGUGCUCUCGGUCAGUUCUGUGGAGUCUUUGAUACAGCUUGUUUCUGUUCACUUAUUUACUGAAAGUGCCUUGUUUUAUUCUGCUUUUCCAAUAGGAAGAAUGCUGGUUUGUUUUAAUUUUUUUUCCCUAUACCACCCACAUCGUUGUUUAAUGUUGUCAAUAUGCAGUGUCUUUGUGCUGGAGUUUUCAAAGGGAGCUUUGUACUUCAGACUGUGCAUACAAUGACCUUUAUGCAGAACUGUAUCAACCUUCCUGGUGAAAUAAAACUAUGGACAAAACACCUGUCUUCUUUUUUCCAUUGUAGAAAAGACCAAAACAUUUAAUGCCUUGUCUAGCAGAAGGAUAAAACACUGUUAGGAAGAGAUGUUUCUUACCUCAGUGAUUUCAUAAAGUUACUCGGCUUUUGGUCUGAGUCCUUUUUGUACCAAAAAUUGUCUGCAUGAAAAUGAAUGAGAAUGCUGUAACAAACACCAGGAAAUUUACUAUACUUCUGUUGGAGGUUAAAAUAAAAAAGGAACUAAUCUUUUUUUUACAUUCUACAUGAAUCUUCAUAGAGGUUGAGUGAACUUAAUAAAGUUUUGAAACAUUAUUGAAAAUACGUGAAAUCUUGUGUCAGAUAUCACAUAUUUGAAAAGAGUGAACCUUGCCUAUUAAAAUAGUGUUAGGUUUAUAACCAUAAGUGUUUUUAAAAUCUUGAAAAGCUACUUGGGUCAUACAUGCUAAGGAUUUCUGAAGUACAGCAGGUACAUCUGCAAAUCUAGAUGCUAAAGAAAGUAUUAAUAUAAUUUACAGUUUAGUCAUGAGAGAGCAAAGGAAUGGAAACUUCGAGGUUUGUAAGAUAUUUUGCUAACCCAAAAUAUUCAGUAUCACAUGAAUAGACAUUUUUGUUCAGGGGACCUUGAUUUUUAGUUACAGAGUUGGAAAAUGUGAACUUGUUCAGUAGCCAUGUGGUAUCACUUCACCUAUGUUACUGUUUAAUGAAUGGUUACCUCCCUAAGGGACAUGGAGAAUUUGAGGUGCCUGUUCAGGGUGGCCUUGAACAUCUUGAUCAAGGUGAAUUCCAAGUCUCUCCCAUACUGAAUUUUUUUCUGGUACGCUUGCUUCUAUUCUGGCACUAUUUCCCACCCAUUUCCUUCUCUUUUUACUCACUGCUGCAAUUUUAGCACAGAAGAAGCCAAGUUUCAACUAUUUCAUUUAUAAGAACUUGACAGUAGAAUUCUGUGUUCUGUAAGUUGUGCAGAGGAACAUUCCAACUGGAAUUGUAGCAGAGUGAACUAAUACAAGAUUUGCAACUAGUAACCUUGUUCUUUUCUGUUGUAGGUGAUUGCCUUAAUAGUUCAGCCACAGAUUUACAAUGGGGUUUUUUUCCUCUUAGUUUUAGAUUUUAAUACAUUGUACCCAAGUUAAUAUUCCAGGGGGUUUGAUUUUCUUUAAUAAUACAUCUUUUAAUAAUCCUGAAGGAUUUUUUUUAUCCUCCAAAGCCCUUGCAAUCUGCCCACACCCCUUCCCUGCUUUUGAUUUGUAUACUCCUAAAUCAGUUAAGAUGCUGACUAGUACUGAAGCAAGAAUGAGUCCUUAUAAAACUCCCACUCCAUACUUUUCCCACCGUGACGACCAUUAGUUACUGUGAGUACAACAGUGCCAUUGAACCAGGUUGAGGAAGGGAAUGAAACUGCACCAGACAGUGGUAGGAGAGCGCAGCCUACGUUGUGCACUUCCCAGUGGGCUGUUGUGCUCACCUCUGUGUAUUAACUAUCUCUGUUGGGGGAGGGGGUUGGGGUGUUAGAGUUGCAGAGAAAAAGGACAGGGAAAGCUCCUGUUCUAGAUAUGUCUGUCCCAAACUGGUUUUACUCUCUGCAUAUCAUUAGAGCACUACAUAAUUUGAUUUUUUUUUUCUCUCUGUGGUUCCUAUUCCUUUGUUGAAAUGUUGCUAUGGAGCAGCAGCAAUUGCCCUGCCAGAAAAAAACCCCCUCAUUUCUAGUAGAACUUUCCAUAGGAAAUCUUAUGUGAUUUUGUUUGUAGAGGUUUUUUUCCUGUUAUAGCAGGUUCUAUUACACACUGGGGGAGGAAUUCGGAGGAGUUAUGCUCUGAAGUUGCUGCUGCAAUCAGUUUUUUCAAGAAAUGUCAGAUAAAUAAAUACUCCAAGGUUACAGAUAACCAAAGAAGGGAAGAAUCCCGUAGGAAACACUCCAUUUAUGGAACACCAGGUCUUAGGAGUCUUUCUUCCCAUCAUUCCUUUCUAUAUUUCAGUUAAGUCUUUGUGCCAGAGAUCAGAACAUUCAGUUUACUAUACAGGUCCAACAUUCAAAAGUAGGUAUUUUCCUAUAAAAUACAGGACGUGCUUUAGGGUAACUGAACUGUAUGCUCAUAUCCAUGUUUAUUUGAAUCUGGAGAACUGAUAAUGCAGCCAUCUCCAAAAGAUGUCUCUUUUAAACAGUUUGUACUCUGGUUGAGCAGUCAGUGUACUGACCAAUGCAGUUGUUGUUCUGUAUUUUUAUUAUCUUCAACAGAUUUUUAAUGCAUAGGAUCUUAACCUCCUAGAGGAAAGAUGAGAGAGAAUGGAAAAGGCAGAGGAGAAAGGGGAUUUUCUUGUCCAUAGUUUACACUUGAGCAUUUUUCCCCUUUGAAAGUGAAAAUUCAUUCACUCAUUUGCUGACCAGAAUCACAUUUCCACUACAUGUUGGUUUCUGUGUUGUGAGUGGUGUAGUUUCUAUGUUAUCAUAACCCAUUCAGGAACCUCUUUAUAAGGUUUGUUCUCCCAUAGCACUGGUGUUUCUUUGCCACCCCUUGCUGCACUAACCUUUAUCCCAGUCUUGUUUCAAAGGGCAACCUUUUGUAUUUGGUCCUUCUCGGGUUUUGCACUGCAAGAAAAACACUGAGCUGAGGGCUUUUGUUCAGUGUUUUUGAUCUCCUUCCAAAGUUUGACUUACCUUUUGUUUCUGAUGCAACUGCACAGAUCUGGAGAAGUGGAGAGGUAGGAAAAAUGCAUUCCUUUACAUUAAACUCUAAAAGAAUAAUGUAUUCUUAUCUUGUAAUAGAUACAAAUUUUUGUCAUCUCAGAGUACUAGUGACUGUUGGCCAUAUAUAUCCUGCUGUUACAUAUCAUUCUCCAGUUGGAUAGCUUGAGCUUUAAGCUGGGGUACAAAAUGUUGCUCUUGAAAUUUCUCCUUGAGUUGAUGAAUUCUGAACCACUCUGGUGGUAGUUCCAGAGUCAGGAAAAGGCUGUCAUGAGACAUGUCUAAGCAUGACCUCAUGUCACAUACGAAGCAUCCUUUUUCUUCUAGUGGGCACAUUUUAAAGCCCUGAACUGCAGUUUUAACCAGCAUCAUGAAAAUAAAGUGAUACUGGUGUUGAAGGAUCCUGUUUAACAAGGGUUGGACAGAGUUACACUUGGGCUGCCCAGAGCGCAGGAUGUGCACAGGCAGGAUGUUUCCGAGACAAGCAUUUUUCACUAUCAUGUAGAAGUAACAGGACAGCUGAAGGAGCUUUGUAAAUGACUGAGUCCUCAAAUGUCAUUCUCUUCAGCUGGAUAAAUCAGAAAGCCUGAUGUGACAGAGAAUUAAAAUUUUUAACAUAAAGUCUUUCUGCAACAGAACAGUGCCUGACACUGAAAUUGCAAUUCAGGAAAUCUAGUCAUGUUCUAACUCAACUAGCAAAGCUUCUCUUUCUAUACCUUUAACCUCCAACCAAAAGGGAGAAAAGUAGCCCGUGAUGCAUUUGUCUUGUGUAUAACUCAGAUCCUUACAGUCUUCCUGUCCCUCCGUGUUUGUGUGACUUGUGCCUUUUCUGUCUUAUAACAGAUAUCAGAGCAUCCAGCCCAGGCUGGAAUUCUGGUAUUGCUUGUAAAGAUCACAAACUGCAAACAGGGCAGCAUGGCUCUGGAGGAGGAGGAAGUGGGACUGCUGAACUUGAAUAAUCAUUUCAGUCCUCAGAAGUGCUGUCCCUGCUAGUCAGAGCUGAACCCUUCAGCUUUGGGAGACAGGGACAUCAGAGAAGAGAUCCACCCCCACAGUGCAGAAACCCUGGGUUUCAGUCUGGGUCUUUCUGCCAGUGGGUGCUGGGGCUCAUGUGACUAAAGCACUGGUGUAAUAAAUGGGAUUCUGGGGUCAACUCCCAGCUCUGGCUGAGUCUCAUCUGUCUUAAGGGAAGUUGGCAGGUUCUGCACCUUAACACUUUGCCAAACCUUCAGAAGCAGUACUCCAACCUAUGUUUUUCUGGUUUUCAACACAAUCUUCAUUGAGACCUUCCCCUUUUUACGCCUUUUAAGCUCUUCAUGGAGACCUUAAAGGCUUGCUGAUUCAUACUCAGUACUUCUUUGACUUGAGGAUCACAAAGGUGCUCUCCAAAUACAGAAUUUGUCCCCAUUUUGUAUCUGAGAGGUAGGUAUUGUAUUUCCUUCUGCUCUGCAAAUAAGGAAACUGAGGAAGAAAGCAAUUACAUGAUUCACUCUAAUAGCACAGUCAGUUGGUACAGUCCUAGUGUUUCUGCUGAUCCCAUAAGCUUGUCAGCAGGUUUAAAUUGGAUGAUUCGAUGAUCUGGUGAGACUGUUGCCUGUAUAAUACAGCAACUUUGUCUUGAGAUAUCUCAGCUGGGUUUCAAGUAGGUCUAAAUAUCCUUGCUGAUACAUUACUAGCUGCUGCUAGGUUUUAUAAUGUUCCUUUCCUCUAUGAGUUCAAACUGAAAACACUAGGAGGUUUGCAUUAAUAUAGUGGAGAAACAAGCCUCUGCUCUCUGAACCCCCUGUGGAUUAAUGCUUUUCAUCUAGACAAAACCACAGCUGUUUUAUGGAAAUGUUGAGAAUGACUAUGAAAUGCUGCUUGCUGUUUGGCAGUUAAUGUGGGUUUGUCAAGCACUGCUCAUCUGACAAGUGCCUACUGGGAGAAGGUUGCACACUGACCUUUCAAGAUCUCAUUAUUGCUUUGCAUGUUCAAUAGAUAGAUAGAUAGAUAGAUAGGAGGUAGCUUACGAAGCAGUUGUGGCAAACCUACAGCAUCUCUCCUCCCAAAUUUCCUGUGGCCCUUUCCUAGACAUUCUUAGCAUUUCUGAUAACCAGGUUAUGAGGUGGAUUUUUUGUGAUGUGAUGGGAGUCUCCCUUUUCUCCUCAUUUUGCAGUAUAAAUAUGCCUGUUACACGGAUGAGCAGAGGCAAGGGGAAAGAGCUCUACCCUAUUAUGGCAGCCGCUUUGUACAUUUAGAGAAAGUCUUGCUCUGAGAAGUUUAUUUUUUGUGUGUAUGUGCAAUAUAUGGCCAAGGGAAUAAUAACUUGCAUUGGAAGAAGCAGAUGAGAAAACUGUCUCAUUCUGUUAAUCUUUUGAAAAAAAUCAGCCAUUCAGUAAGAUGCUGAUGUGCCUAUAGAGGCAUUGCUCCUGCUUAGGUGUACAAAAGCAGACCAGAAAAGUGAGUUUCUUGUGGAGAUAACUGUGGAGAACACCAGUCAGAUCUGACUUUGUUGUCCCUACCUAAAUGGGCAAUUAAAAAAUAAGUUGAGAAUGUUGCAAAAUAAUUGUGCAAAGUAACGUGUUAUGAAAGAGCAUUAAACAAUUAAAAAUUAAACUCAACCUUGCUGUGAGUUAACCUGAGAAACAGAACAUGUGCAAAUGAUAACUUUUAUCUAUUUCUGCUGUCAGCAUGCUGCAGUUCACUACUGGCAUCCUCUGAGACAUGUUUCAGUUCUGAAUCUAGAAAACCAUGGAAAGACCAGCAUCUUUCACUUUUCAAAUGACGUGAGUUGCACAAGACUCAUGAUCGUCCAAAGGUCAGAGCACAAGAUCUCUCAACAAAGAGGCUUCUCUGUUCUGCUCUGGUGAAGCAGCUGUUGGCUCAGAUUUCAGUUUAUUCAGACACAAUAUGUGCUCUAGACAGAUUCUCAGGCUACAUAAAUUAAUGUCUCAACUAGUUAUCACUUUCCCUCAUCAUUAUUUUCUCCUAUUGUCUUCUUUAUAAAUAAAAUUCUUUAUAAAAUAAA
Pipra filicauda (Wire-tailed manakin) is the source of this 8247-nucleotide messenger RNA. It is a transcript of the gene SNX16, whose product is annotated as sorting nexin 16. Gene Ontology annotation, biological process: early endosome to late endosome transport; protein targeting to lysosome; endosome to lysosome transport. The record is from RefSeq and is a predicted model, not a curated record. The transcript has 8 exons. Bases 133 to 1170 code for a protein of 345 amino acids. Gene Ontology annotation, molecular function: phosphatidylinositol binding. NCBI's taxonomy places the organism in Eukaryota, Metazoa, Chordata, Aves, Passeriformes, Pipridae. Gene Ontology annotation, cellular component: extrinsic component of endosome membrane; late endosome; early endosome.